CAUUGUAAGCCUACCUGAGAGAGUGCAGUCACUCACAACAACUACUGGCUGUUUUGAGAUUUCGCCAUUAAAACCCACACAGUAAAACAACCAGAACAGUGUUGUGUUCUUACAUUAAGUGACUAUUGGUUCAUUUUCCCGGCAAAAUGGAUGUCAGGAGAGUGGAAAAGACAGUUUUGAGUGUGGAACAGUCAGAGGGAGUCGGUGCUUGUGUCCGCAGAAGCAUUGGUAGAAAAGAGCUGAGGAACCUAGAUCCUUUUCUGAUGUUGGAUGAGUUCAGAGUGAGCAAGCCGGCAGGUUUUCCAGACCAUCCUCACAGAGGAUUUGAGACGGUAACAUAUGUUUUAGAGGGGAUCACGGCCCAUGAAGACUUCUGUGGUCAUUCAGGACGACUGAAAGCUGGAGACCUGCAAUGGAUGACUGCAGGGCGGGGGGUGGUCCAUGCUGAGAUGCCCGUGUCAGAGGAGCCGGUGGUGGGCUUACAGCUGUGGGUGAACCUGCCAAGUAGAGACAAGAUGGUGGAACCAGCAUACCAGGAGCUGAAAGGCUCACAGAUCCCCAAACGCAGCAAGGGAGGAGUCACAGUGGCUGUGAUAUCUGGAGAAGCUUUAGGAGCAAAAUCUAAGGUGAACACAAGGACACCGACCUUGUACCUGGACUUCAAAAUGCAGACCGAUGCCCUUCAUGUGCAGCCAGUCCCCUCAGGAUGGACUACAUUCAUCUACACGCUAUCAGGAUCUAUUCAUGUUGGCCCAGAUGAGGAGCAGCAGAAGGUGGAGCCUCAUCACACCGUAGUGUUUGCAGAUGGGGACUGCGUCAAAGUUCAAAAUAAGGGCUCGGAAGUGUCCCAUUUUGUGCUGAUCGCUGGAGAACCAAUCAAAGAGCCUGUGGUACAACACGGUCCGUUUGUAAUGACCACAGAAGAAGAGAUCACACAGGCUAUCAAAGACUACCAGACUGGCAGAAACGGCUUUGAGAGGGCCGUAAACUGGAGGUCCAAGAUCAGAGAUGCUUUCUGAACAUAUCCCGUUGCAAUCUUGUCACUGCAGCCUUACCUGUUUGUUGCUAUGGAUAUAUAUCUUUGUAAAGAUAUUUAAUUUGAGGUGUUGUUACCGUGGGUAUAUAUCUUUCUUCUGUGUGUGCUUACAGGACAUUUAGUACUUUCCAUCAUCCACUAUAACAUGUCCAAGGGCUUCAUGGACUAUUGUUUGCACAGUAGAAGUUUAGCCCCCUCCCCUUGUAAAAUAUAGAUUUUAUUGAAAAUGUGCUUCUAACUGCUCCCCACCCUCUCGUUAAGCUUCACUACAUUUUCCGACUGCUGUUUGAAAGCUGUUAUGCAAUACUUUUAUAUAUUGUUGUGAAGAUAAUUUAACAUAUUAUUAUGUAUAAGUGUGAAGGUUUUUACAUCAACUAAUCUGAUGUUUGAUGACACAUUUAUGUACCACAUUAAUAUGUGUCUUGCUGCAAAAGUUUAAAAAAAAUCACUUUCAUUGACCAAUUGAAGUUAUUGUAAAAUCAUUUUCUUUGCACGUUUCAUAACGAUUGUUACCUUAAAAAAAACUUGACUUUGCAGCCAACAGAAAAGCAGCUGUUCCUCUUUUGCGUACAUAUAAUAAAUAUUGUUCCAAUAUUC
Molecule: messenger RNA, 1633 nt
Organism: Trematomus bernacchii (emerald rockcod)
Lineage: Eukaryota; Metazoa; Chordata; Actinopteri; Perciformes; Nototheniidae
Gene: pir
Product: pirin
Exons: 10
Coding region: 147-1019 (290 amino acids)
Biological process (GO): monocyte differentiation
Cellular component (GO): nucleus
Molecular function (GO): quercetin 2,3-dioxygenase activity
Source: RefSeq, a predicted model, not a curated record